Triticum turgidum subsp. durum (durum wheat) is the source of this 573-nucleotide messenger RNA. NCBI's taxonomy places the organism in Eukaryota, Viridiplantae, Streptophyta, Magnoliopsida, Poales, Poaceae. The record is from the annotation of a GenBank genome assembly.
AUGGAGGAGGAGACAAAUCUGGGCGGCGCCGGCGGAGUGGAGGUGAAGGAGGAGGAGGGGGUCGAGUCGUUCGAGCCGACAGAGGACGAGCUGGUGCUGCACUUCCUGCGGCCGCAGCUGCGCGGGAUCGCGCCGCGCGUGGCGGGCGCGGUGGUGGAGGCGGACCCGUGCGCGGCGCCGCCGUGGGACCUUCUGGAGCGGCACGGGCUGCUGCGGCGCGGUCACGGCUACUUCUUCCAUGCGCGGCGGCGCGGGAAGGGGGGCCCGGUGCAGGUGCGGCGCACCCCGUUGGGCGGCGGCGGCACGUGGAUGCACAGCGGCAACAGGGAGGACCGGCGGUCCGUGACGGAGCUGGGCGUGGUGGCGCGGUGGUCCAUGACGCGCUACUGCUUCUACGCCCGGGACAGUGCGCAGGGGCGGCGGAGCACCGGGUGGGUCAUGUCCGAGUACGAGAUCACGGACCCGCGGUGCUACCGCCGCGCCGACGACGGCGAGGAGGACCAGUACUGGGUGCUCUGCCACGUCCGCCGCAGCACCAGGAAGAACGUCAAGCCGCGCUCGCGGAGGCGGUAG